AAAAAAUAAAAAAAAUUGUGCAAGUGCUAGUAAAUUUUGAUUGAAGUUUUGUUUUAAUUUACCAAAAAAGUAAGUUUUCGUUUUUAUUUUACAUCCAAAUUAAAUACCGGGUUUUGCAAACAAAACUWGUAAAAUAUAUCGGUCGAAAUAAAGUCUUUUAAUAUCAAGUUACGUAAAACACACCCACAGAAUGAGUACAGAGGAGUCGCAACAGUUUUGUCUUAGAUGGCAUAAUUAUCAAAGUUCACUUAUGUCAACUCUGCCUCAGCUUUUAAAUCAUGAUGAUCUGACUGAUGUUACUUUAUGUGCUGGUUUGAGAACACUUAAAGCUCAUCGUGUUGUUUUGUCUGCAUGUAGUGAUUAUUUCAAACAGUUAUUUAAAGCACUCACAAAAGAAUUAGGAGCAAGUCAUCAUCCAGUGAUUGUUUUGCCUGGCGUUGAAUUUACUGAUCUCUGUGCUCUAGUCACAUUUAUGUACAGUGGUGAAGUAAAUGUUUAUGAACAUCAACUAGCUAGCAUGCUUUCCAUGGCUGAUUCAUUACAUAUUAAAGGCUUGGCUGAGUUUUCUAAUGUACCUGGUUAUUCAUCUGGCACAUUUGAGAAAUCUUCUAAAUGGAAAAGACCACGAGUUGAAGAAUCAGAAUCCUUUAACAGGGUUAUGUCAAGACCGACAUUAAGUGAAACUGAAGUUUUUGCCGAUUUAGAUGUUGCUCAAGAUCUAAGUAAGCGUGUUCCAGAAAAUGAUAAUCAAGAUGAUACUGUAAACUUAGCUACGACUGUUGACCAUAAACCGUCCACAUCAGAAAUAAAUGUUUCUUACGGCGAAGAGGCUCCAACACCUACAGAUUUAGUUCAAGGUCCAGUUGUACAGGGUUCACAGUCAGAUAAUAUUAAAUCUCGAACACCUGUAUCCAAGCUGUAUACAAUGUGUUUCAUAUGUGGUAAACAGCUAAGUAAUCAUUACAAUUUGCGCGUUCAUAUGGAAACCCAUCAAAAUGCACAGUAUGCUUGUUCAGUGUGUAGUCAUGUUUCUCGAUCCAGGGAUGCAUUAAGGAAACAUGUAUCUUAUAGACAUCCACGUCCCAACAAUAAUAAUACAACUACGGACAACUCAUCUACAGUGGAUUCUUCACAUAAUGUAAACAAGCUUCCAUCAACUUGACCCAAAAAAAUACGUAUGAUACUUUUAUUGUUAUUAUUUAAUUUAUUGUUGUUACCCUUUAGUUAAUUUUUUCUUCUAGUUAUAUCCAUAUUAAUCGUUGACCUGUUAUUUUUAUUGUGUGAGUGUUUGAUUGUUAUUGUUAUGUAUUGUUAAAAUUUAUAUGCUGUUGUUGAAAUGAUAAUAGAAAAAUAAUGUAAGAUGGUCCAUUUUAAAUAUAAAGUAUAAACUUGCUUUGGAAAUAUUCAACCAUACCACAGGUAAAUUACAAGCAUAUUAUAUAUUAGUCAAUAGAGUAUUAAAAUGUUUAGUUGAAAAAAUAAUAUAAUUGUC
Messenger RNA from Diuraphis noxia (Russian wheat aphid), 1492 nucleotides. RefSeq lists its product as uncharacterized. Gene Ontology annotation, cellular component: nucleus. Gene Ontology annotation, biological process: regulation of transcription by RNA polymerase II. Lineage: Eukaryota; Metazoa; Arthropoda; Insecta; Hemiptera; Aphididae. Gene Ontology annotation, molecular function: protein binding. The record is from RefSeq and is a predicted model, not a curated record.